Penicillium bovifimosum is the source of this 591-nucleotide messenger RNA. RefSeq lists its product as uncharacterized. The annotation marks the transcript as partial. NCBI's taxonomy places the organism in Eukaryota, Fungi, Ascomycota, Eurotiomycetes, Eurotiales, Aspergillaceae. The record is from RefSeq and is a predicted model, not a curated record. The transcript is spliced from 2 exons.
CUUCUGUCUCGGUCUAAGCCUGCCCAUACGCACACCGAUCUCGCGGAAUUUGGAGUCUUCGUCCAAUCCUUCGAUCCCGAGGAUCCAACAUUCACCGAUUCCGAAGCUUGUCUCUUCCUACCACUCACCCAGAAGGAGCUUGAAGAGUACAAGAUCGAUCGCAGAGGACUUACUAAUGACGAGAAGCGUUAUCUCUAUAGAUUCGAGGACACCUUCAAUGAUUUCCCACAAGAUCCCUCGGACCCAGAGCAUUACCAGAUGUGGGACAGGGCUCAUCAAAUUCUAUUCUCUCUUGAUCUCUUCGCAUCACAUCAUAAGAAGGAAAUGAAUAGCGAUAUCGUCACAAUGGCAGAAGCCUCGUACUGGGAUAAUAUCAAGGCUGAGGACUCUUUCCGCGGCACUUCAGAUGGAUCGUCAAUCGGGAUCAAACAAGGGCAUUCGAUGCCUCAAGCCCUUCCAAGAUGGAGCACAGAUUCUACUUGCCAAUGGCUCAAUGAAGAUCUGCAGGCCAAACUUGAUGAUUCUGGCAUCUUGAAUGUUUGGUCCUCGCCGAUUUACAAUUUUAUGAACAGCGACGAGAAGAUGAAACUU